Molecule: messenger RNA, 4710 nt
Organism: Symbiodinium natans
Lineage: Eukaryota; Dinophyceae; Suessiales; Symbiodiniaceae
Source: the annotation of a GenBank genome assembly
AUGAACAGUCACAACAAUGGAAGGAAUUGGGCUUUGGAGUUCUUUCCACGUCUUGCCCAGCAAGGCUACGUCCUUUUUGCCGUGGACCUAAUGGGCCAUGGGUAUAGCGAGGGAGAACGUGCACUCGUGGAGGACUGGGAUGACGUCUUCGAGGACGUGGCAUCCGUUGCCGAGGCGAUCUACGGCGUUGGAAGCCGGCCUGCUGGUCCCGAGGACUUCCACGCUGGCGUCUGCGCCGAGGUCCUUCAUCGCGUUCGACAGCUACCUUUGUUCCUACAUGGACAAAGCUUGGGUGGGAUGAUCUGCGUCGAAGUUGGCCUGCGUUUGCAACAAAGCCAGAAGCUCGCGGGCAUUUUCAGAGGCGCUCUUCUGGCGGCUCCAGCUCUCCAGGUGCCUCUGCCUCCUCAGGCGGUGAUCAGCUUUCUGAGAUGGUGUGUAGUCCCAUGCUGCUCCCGACAGCCCAUGCCAGAAGCCGUCAGUUCGAGCAGCAAGGUUCACCUUGGUGCGAAUUUCGAUUUAAGUGAUCCAAAUCAAAAAUACAUGGCCGAAAUGGAGGUCCUGGAUUGUGCCCAUCGUUUUCCAGAGAAAGGCCUUGGCUGGUUCUACAAGAUGCGCUGGGGAACUGCGUCCGCUUAUUCUACAAUCUUCUCUCGCAUUGAGGAGGACAUGGCAGAGGUGGAGUUUCCGUUCAUGAUCGUCCACGAUCCAAAGGACAGCGUUUGCAUGGUGCAAGGGUCCGAGAAGCUGAUGGAGCUGAGCCCUUGCAAAGACAAGGUCUUCCAUCAAGUCGACGCAGGCGGACUUCACGUGCUUACCUUUGUCAUCCAGGAAGAGUACGCGGAAAGCUUAAUGAUCGUCUUCGCAGAGAAGUCUAUGGUGCUUGACACCGUUGGGCAGUGGAGGCAGUUGAGGCGGUUCACGCCCCCCAGUGCUGCCUUGGAGGCAUCAUUCGAUGAUGCUCGACACGAGGUCGAGCGGCAGACCCGGCGUCGAGUUGCUGCGGAGCGCGCGGCGGCCACGCUGCGCACCGAGCUUGGUCACCUGAAGGCGACACUGGUUGCGAUGGAGGCUGAACGUGAAGGCUGGCAGCUUCGGGAGGACCGUUGCCGGCGGCUUUGCGAUGAGUCGGUCGCAGCAGCAGAGGCGCGAGCGGAGCACCAUGCCGCCGAGGCUUUCCAGGCACAGGAUGAUCUGCGACGCUGCCGUCAGGAUUUGGGAGAGCUGCGGCAUGAUUUGAAGAAGUCGUCUUCCCACAGCAGUCCUGCUCGCGUUCGAGCCGUGGAGGGCAACGACAUCGAAACAGAGGUCUUGGCCUUGUGUCAGCGGCUAGAGGAGGCCCAGCCUCAAAAUGGUGCAUCGGAAUGCCACAACCACUUCUCAGCUAAGUUCAUGAUUACUUGUGCUUGGCAGGCAGGAAGCUUCCCAUUCAUCCGCCGGGAAGCUGGCUGCUUCGAAGAUCAGCAUGCAUGCAACUGGGUGUUUGACAGGUUCCUGGUCCCAUCAGUGACCCGCUUGAUGGGAGAAGCUUUCGAUGAGUGGCACGCCGUUGGUGGCAACGAAGGCAAGCACCUCACCAGCUUCCAAGGCCAGCCACAUGCUGCGUUGCCACCCGGUGGGGCUGCAAGUCCAGGGCUGCAGCGGUGCUACAGCACCGGCAGCCUGCAGCAAUCAACUCACUCGCACACGCCGUCGCAGGCCACGCCAUGUGCCACGCCACCAGCAGUUCGCUUCUACUCAGGAGUGAUCCGGAAUGGUGAGACGGUGCCAAUGGCCACGCUGCGGUCUGCAACGCUGCCACAGGCAUGUGGAUAUCCCCAAGCCUGUGUGCCAAUGAUGGUCAAACAUCACUCUACCGCUUCACUCAGGAGUCACCACUCUGCAGAGAGGGCAAGCAUUACAAACAUUACAAACAUUACAAACAUGACACAAGCGUCACAAGCAGCGACUCCCACGUCCAAGGACGCCAGUCCAAAGCGGGGAUCGCCAAGGGGACAAAGUCAAUAUGCCUCAAGGAACAGCCUGGCCAAGUCAGAGGAAGAGACGUGCACGUCUCCUAGGUCUGCCCGUUCCAUGCGUUCACAAUCACAACGCUCACAGCGCUCGAGAAGCUUCAGCCCAAAGCAUGCAGAGGCAUGUGGCGCUAGAGCAAGGGGUCGUCACAACACCGGGACAAGAGAGGCCAUGUUGGGACACAUGGGCGAGGUGGAUGGGCAAGAUGAGGAAGAAGCUCCCUGGGAGGUGCCUUAUGCAGCACGCACUGGCAGCCAGUCACCCCGUGCGGCCACCCCACAGGUUGCCCGAUCCGACUCUCAGAAGCGGCGCUACCAAAAUCUCUACGAAGAUCAUGAGAUGCGCAAGAUGAAGUGGCAAGCCAAAUUGGAAGAGAAGAAGCGGAAAGAGGAGGAGGAUCUUCAGAGAAGCAUUGCGAACACUUGCAGUCCCCGGCAUUUCAAUCAAGAGGAGUUUCAAAGUUGGUAUGCCGAAAGCAUGAGCAAGCAGCAGAGCUUCGAAGCCACUCGCCUCGAGAAGCGCCGGUCCGAGGCGCGGCUGCGCGCUUUCCAGGAGCUCUCUGAGUGUACCUUUACACCCAUGGCGCCAGCGUCGAAGGUAACCCGCGGGCCCAAGCAGCGAUCAGGCAGUGUUCCCAUGGAGAGCAGGCCUGUGGUACACGAAGGCGACCAGCAGGCCACGGCAGAUGAGCUCGUUGCGGCGCAGGUCACCCAAAUCGAAGCUCUUCGCCAGCUGGACAAGAAGGAAAAGGAGAUGCGAGAAUCUACACAGCGCGUGUUCAAGGAUUUCCUGGAGAGAUCGCUCGAGGAGGGCCGGCGAAAGCUGAAGCUCUUCGAGCAAACUCCCGAAGGCCGUGAAUACCUCGCGAGCCGGGCCAAGAGCUACGUGGAGUUGAACCGCAGCAUGAGCCACUCUGCAGCUUUGACAGAGGCUCGGGGAGAUCUUCAGCGCGCAAGUGAGGCAAAGCUUCACUCGCACGCCGCGCAGUUGCGGCAGCAACGCGCACAGAAGGAUGCGCAGCAGAUUCAGCUGGCUAGAUUGAAGAUUGCCUGGGAGCUGAUCCAGUUGCAGCGACGGUACACGCAGAUGGAGAAAGCUCUGCCCAGAUCGAUGUUGCUUGGCUUUGACGAGAAGCUUGUGGAGCGGCUUACCCGGGAGUCCUGGUACGUCGAAGCCCGCAGCUUCACUAGUGCCAUCUCCAAACCAGAGGCACUUGCAGUCAUGCAGCUGGCGCAUCAAUGCUGCUGCGGCUGUAGCUUGAACUUUGGGGCCUACUUCUUGCUUUGCUUGAAUCUGCUCCGGUGUUUCCUGUUCAUUGGUGUGGCCUGUGAUGCCGUUCUACAUAAAGAGCAAGACUUGUAUCUGCAGAUCCAGGGAAGCCUUGGUGAGAAGGUAACCCUUGCAGCCUUAAGCAUCACCGGUGCCACCUUCACCGUCUUCGCGCCGGGCUCCGCAGACCGCUCCGCAGACCUCGCGCAUGGCAUGGUGCCACCCCCUCCUGCACAACAGAGAGCUGCCGUCGAGAUGCGCAGAGCAUUCCAGGGCAGCUGCAUUGCUUCUGGCGUUGCCGUCAUCUUGGCUCAAGCUCCCGACCUUGUCCUUGUUGUCAUCAUGUCCGCACCUCCGCAGCCAGACCAAGCAGAGCCACCCGCAAAGCGGGCGAGGACCGACGGCGUUGUGGUUCCAAGCGGCAUCUGCGCGCUCCAUCACAUCGAUGACUGGUACGAGCAGAACAAGGAGCAGUUUUCCCCACCAGUUUGCAACAAACUGAUGCAUCGGGGCCAGCUGAGCAUUAUGUUCGUUGGGGGUCCCAACACCCGCAAAGACUUUCACUUGGAGGAAGGGAGCGAGUUCUUCUUCCAGCUUCGCGGGAACAUACAGCUGCCGACUGUGCAGAAAGGCAAGAGAAAGCUGGUCAAGAUCAACGAAGGUCAGGUCUUCUGCCUGCCGUCCCGCAUCCCACACUCACCGCAACGACCCGAGACUGGCUCCUUCGGGCUGGUCGUGGAAAGGCGACGAGAAGACAAGGAGAUGGAUGGUCUUAUCUACUAUGACGACUUCAGUACGUGCAACAAGGUGCGGUGGGAGAAGUUCUUCCGGUGCAAUGACCUGGGGAAGGACUUGCCGCCCGUGAUUGAGGCCUACAAAGCUUUCGAAGCAUCACCGGCUGCACAACAGCCCCAAAGCUGGAAGGAGGAGGAUCGACCUGUUUGCCAGGACAAAACCACAGAGAUCCCCGACCCCUUCUCUUUCCAGGACUUCUUGACUGCCAAUGCCGACAAGCUCGCAGCGGGGGAGUCUGUUAACCUUUUCGGUUUUGACCAUCCAGACCAGGAGUUCGAGAUAUUCGUGAUUGGAGGCCGGUCGGAGCAAACUGGUCAGAAGUCUUCGUACGAGCGCGAUCCUCAGACCCAAUCACUGGCAGCUUGCGGGGUCGAGCGGGUCAUUUGGCUAACCUUCCUGCUGAUGGUCGCUCUGAUAGAAGGAUACCUCCUCUUCGUUCUGCAGAGCUAUUGCCAGGAUGUGGUGGUACACCUUCCAAGGCAGGCAUUCGCUGACCUGUACGAGAAGUCAGAGACUCACGUCCUCAAGCGGCACUUGAAUCCCUACAACCAUCUCUAUGGUGCUCUCGGCCCCAUGGCACUGUUGCGGGACCUUUGCCAUGCUACACUGGGCUCUGCUGCUCCGAAAAGCCGCUAA